Fusarium redolens is the source of this 2411-nucleotide messenger RNA. Its product is annotated as FYVE zinc finger-domain-containing protein. Gene Ontology annotation, molecular function: DNA binding; metal ion binding. The coding region runs from base 146 to 2185 and encodes 679 amino acids. Lineage: Eukaryota; Fungi; Ascomycota; Sordariomycetes; Hypocreales; Nectriaceae. Gene Ontology annotation, biological process: DNA repair. The record is from RefSeq and is a predicted model, not a curated record. The transcript is spliced from 2 exons.
CCUUGCCAGGCUAUCCUGUAUCCCCUCAAUCCACCAUCUUACUUCCAACAUCCCCCCGCGGUGCAGCUCAAGAUAGAGCUCGACCAACUACGGUCGCACUCUUUCUAUCUUUGAUUUUGUCUUCUAAUUUCGAAAUUUCUGAAUCAUGUCGGGCCGCAAAUUGGGCGGCGGCCGUGUCCUAGGCAGCGGCAGGGGCCUUGCUCCCCCGACACCUCCGGUUACGAAUGCGCCUCGAGUAGCAAGUCCAUUAGCAGCGUCCGAAAGCAGCAUCUCGAUAGCUUCAUCGUCAAUAUCCCCGCCCGUUAGUGGUAUCUCACCAGAUCUCCCGGGCCAGGACAUCGGAAAUAGCAUCAGCGUUGGUGCUCAAGGGAAGGGCCCUGCUGAUGGCGCACUUGUCUGCCCAAUAUGCAACGAAGAGAUGUUGACCCUUCUCCAACUAAAUCGACAUAUCGACGACAACCACCAAGAAUUACCAGAAGAGGAGCAGGAUGAGGUCAAGACGUGGUUUGACAAGCAGGUUCUUAAGGCCAAACGAUUUCAGCCUCUGUCCCUCAUCAACCAAAAACUACGCGGUCUCGAUGUCUUUGAAUCAAACGAAUCGCUCCCUGUUGCCGCGCCAUCCAUUGCUGCUGGAAAGAACCCUCUCGAAGGCCCUAUUGACCCUGACGAACUAAUCACACGACAUCAUUGGCAACGGUCUACAAGCUACGAUCUUUGCACAGAUCCGACAUGCGGAAGAAGUCUGGGUCCUUUAAAUGGAAGCAUAAACUGCCGACAUUGUGGACGAUUAUUCUGUGAGGAACAUACCAUGUACCAAAUGAAAUUAAGUCGAAGCGCAAAACACGAACCGGUUCGAGGCUACUGGGCACGAGUAUGCGAGACAUGCUUUAAAUCAAGAGAAGGAUACAACGAUCACCAGGGUGUAUUGACGGACCACACUAACGCAUUCGUGGAAAUAAGAAGAAAAAAGGUCGAGCGCCAGAAUCUAGAAAUCUCGCGGCUCGAAAAAAGAUUAACAAAACUCACAAAGCUAUUAGCGAACCCUCCCGAAAAGCUUACACAAUCCAAUGGCUCCUUACUAGGCCCAGUCACAUCACUAGCAGGACAAAAGAACCCUCGGAAGCUCAUCGAGCAAUCUGUUGUUACUUGGGAAGAAGAUGCUACCGUCUCGAAAUGCCCCUUUUGCCAGCAGGAAUUUGGCUCUUGGACGUUUAGAAGGCACCAUUGCCGUAUAUGUGGCCGUGUGGUUUGUGGAGACCCGCAAACAGGAUGCUCUUCUGAAGUUGGUCUUAAUGUGUCGAGCGAAACUAAUGGAGCGAUAAGAGCGCCUCCGGGGACCGAAAAGCCCCUAUCAGUAGCCGGUGAUGGGCAAGUUGGGAUAGACAUUCGGAUGUGUCGUGAUUGCAAGCACACAAUUUUCUCUGCCCGGGACUUUACAGCUUCAUUACAGCACAAACCAGCCGAUCAACGAGCAUACGAAACCUUGAGGCAGUUCGAACGUGGAAUCCAGCAACUUCUACCAUCUUUUCAUCGAGCUUUGCUGAAUUUACAACCGGAGAAAAAGGAGAGCGGAGAAAUUGAUCUUAACAAGCCGCCUCCUACACAUGCACAAAUUCAAGAAGCCGCCAAAAUUCGCAAGCGCCUGGUUGAUAGCUUUGGAAAAUAUGGCACUGCUGCGAAGCGCCUGCGAGACCUUCCAACCGAGAGCGCAACACAACGGCGUCUUCAAAUGGCGAUAUAUACAUACGCUAGUGGCUUCCUUCACACAAAUAUGCUUCCUCUAAAGAGCCUCCCUCAGCUGCUCCGCUCACGCUCAUCUGCGUCAUCUUCUACAGCAGUCUCAACUUCACGACUUCUCGCUUCACAUCACCACUCCGGAUCGAGUUUACGACACUCAGAGCUAGCUGAGGAGACAUCGUCGCAAGCACCUAGUGAAGGAAGUACGGUUGUCAGUCAGCUCGAGGCGGAGGAAAAGGAGCUUCGCGAGCGACUCGUUGUCUUGGAAGAGCAGCGUUUCAUGGUUGAAGCUAUGGUCAAGACCGCCCAGGGUUCAAGACGGUUUGAGGAAGUCAGCGCACUGUCAAGAAACGUAGACGAGCUUGACGCUGAGAUCAGGGUCUUGAGGAACAAAGUUGGGGGUGUAGAGGAGAGAUGGGAAGGGGUAUAUCGCAACGGCGUCGCAUAAACAUGCCAUUAGAUUAUCGGAAACAUCGCCCUGGGUAUUUGAGCUGAACUGGACAAGUCAGCUGCUUGGUUGUAUAUAUCGCAUGGCAUUGCAUGGCGUUUGGAGUUUUGAAUUGGGCGACACAGGAGUGUUACCCAGAACGGCACAUAAAGUCUGCCCCAGUCUCUCAUCACAUAACUUAUAUUCACCAAAGUGAAAAGCACGCCCUUCAAUAAAUACUCUUCAU